This is a messenger RNA of Plenodomus lingam JN3, 885 nucleotides long. RefSeq lists its product as uncharacterized. Lineage: Eukaryota; Fungi; Ascomycota; Dothideomycetes; Pleosporales; Leptosphaeriaceae. The record is from RefSeq and is a predicted model, not a curated record.
AUGAACUCAACUUCAGACCCACCACCAGCGAACACAGCACAUACAGCCAUGUCAGCUCCGACACCACCCAUACCCUCCUAUGAACAAGUCACCGGCUACGCGCCUCCCCCAGGCCCUCCACCCUCGCACCCCUCAGAUCCAUCGCAAGCCUCCCAACAAGCCAACAACACACCUCCGUCCACGAUACCGCCCUCCCUCCCCACAAACCCAACGCCACCACCCGAACUUCCUCCCGCCUACGCAGUCGUCGAUGAGAAAGCAACCUCCUACACCAUCUACGGCACCUUCAUCCACACACCCUCAGGCCCUGCUUACCAACUCUCCUCCCUCCUCGAUGCGCGCAUAAACAAGAUGCGGAUCCGGCGGCUUCGGGCGGAGGAAGUAUCGCGAUUGCAGGCUGGCGCGCACAACAUACCUUUCGAUCUUUCCACUACACUCUACGAAAUGCACGACCCACCUUUUAUGAUGAACGAGUAUUACAUUCGCGGCGCCUCUAGCACCACUCUCCCUGGCAUACUUCAACUACGCUUUGGACUGAGGAGAUGGCAUGUGCGACAUGUGCCCGCCGAGGGCGCGAAGCCGGUGGACUUGAUGACCUGUGGGAAGCGAGGUGGGUUCAGUCGCGUGAUCAAAGAGAGGCACAAUGAAAUGGAGCCAUCAGAGUGGAAAGACAGCGAAGGCAGCGUGUUGGCGACAGAAGUGUUAAAGAUGCAAGGAGGUGGCAAGAUGCCGACAAUUGAACUGAGAGAAGGUGUCGAUCAGAUGUGUAGGGAGCUGCUCCUCGCACUCUGGGUGGCGAGACUAUGGGCAGCGUUUGGGGCAGGAAACAUUUCACAAUGUCCGAAGAGGUCCAUCCAAACGCGAAUUUCACAUGGAAAGAGCUAG